Molecule: messenger RNA, 426 nt
Organism: Psilocybe cubensis
Lineage: Eukaryota; Fungi; Basidiomycota; Agaricomycetes; Agaricales; Agrocybaceae
Exons: 5
Coding region: 1-426 (141 amino acids)
Source: RefSeq, a predicted model, not a curated record
AUGUCAAGCCUUGGACCUUCCGCUGGAGCAUUGUUAUGUUCUCUACUAUGGAAUAAGCGAACACGAUCAGAACAGACUCGAGCCACAUCGGUGAUCAAAACUUUGAUUGGAUAUACUCUUACUACUGGCCUGCUUACGAGUUUUACGUCCCUCAUCGGCUUGAUCUUGGCUCUAACAUUCCGGCGGACGAUGAUCUAUGUUGCAUUAAUCAACUCGCUGGGGAACAUUUAUACCAAUGCACUUCUUGCUUCCCUCAACCGCCGAGAUCGAAUACGAAGUGUGAUGGACCCAACAAUGGAAAUGAUCAGCGCACGGUCCCAGCCCGGCACCGGCGCCAAACCAAAAGAGAUAGGCACUAUUGUGUUUGCGCCAUCGGAAGACACCUAUGGCAACCAAUCAGUGUUGAGCAAAACGGGGGAAGUUUAG